AUCUAGUCUCCAUGGGUACAACAUUCGUUCGGCAUUUUAUACUCACACGAGUUGAUGAGAAUCCAAAGUAAGGGGACAACAGACAGAGGAGUUUAGACCCUGAACUGGUUCGACGCGAUCCUCGCGGUAAGGGGCCAAGAUGGCGAGUACUUUGUAUCAACUAUUGUCUAAAGAGUGACUUACCUUUAACAUAAAUAAUUUUUUUUUCGAUUUUAAAUUGAAUUCAAACCGGUAAAUAAUACUCAAUAAAUCCAUAACAAUAAACACCACAAAACAUUAUUUUAUUACAAUAAAAUCAGUGAUGUGAGUUACUAGUGUUGUGUACUUUGUAGUAUUGUAGUGCUAAAAAAUAAUAUAAAUAAAUAAAUAUACAUAUUUUUGUUUUGUGUGAAGAAAAAAAAAUUCCCACGAGGGUGUAACUGUCACGCGUAAAAAAAACUAUCGUUAAUUUAAUUUUUUUUGGAGUCCACAAGUGUUUGGAAAAUCCCGCGCUUUUUUUCGUUCAACAGUUAAACGGAUCUUUAUUUUAUCGAAAUGAGUAACGCAACAUUAAAUUUGAUUGACCAACAACAUCAUCAUCAACAGCAGCAGCAGCAGCAGCAGAAGCAGCAGCUACAACUCCAGCAACCGGUAGAUUGUUUGAUAACAAAGCCAGACAAUGACGUCGAGGCACUAAUUGAUGAAAAGAAUCGUUUAAUUUCAUGUCAAUACUCGGAGAUUGAAAGAUUACAGCGUGAAUUGUCAGAAGUUAUCGGUGAACGUGAUGCAUUGCUUUGCGAGGUGUCUAAAUUUAAAUUUGAACUUGAGAUGGCUGAUCUCAAACGUCUACAUGAUGAUAGCUUUCCUCAUAAAAUUGACCGGCCCAGUCACAACACAAACUUGGGUCAAAAUCACGGCGGGAGUACACACGGUGUAUAUUCAACGUCUGGAAGUCAAACCUCUUUGUCGACAUCGUAUAUAACAGGUCAAUCGUACAUGCAGUCACAGAAUUACGGGCACGCUGCAUAUCCAACACAGACGAUGCAAGUUUAUCCACACACCGGAUACAGCCAGCCACAGAGUUACGGGACAAUGGUACAGGGUUACGGUGGACAACCACAGUCUGGUUAUCAGCAGACACAUCACAAGAAGGGGUCCAUUCGUAAUGGUGAUGUUCUUAAACGAUGCAGACUCCAAAAUGCGUAUGAACUCUCGCAGGAUCUAUUAGAUAAACAGAUUGAAAUGCUUGAGCGUAAAUACGGUGGAGUAAAAGCAAGAAAUGCCGCACUAACAAUACAACGUGCCUUUAGAAGGUAUACGUUGCUAAAAAAAUUUGCAGCAAUAACGGCAAUGGCUAAGGCUGAGAAACGUUUGAGCAGAAAUAUACAAGACAAUUCUGAACGUAGUAGUGUAAUAGCUGGCGAUCAUGAUCGUAUGCUUUAUCAUAAUCAAAUUUAUAUACAACAAUCACCGCAAUCUACAAAUAAUCGUCCAGUACCAAUAAGAAGUAUGUCACUGCGCGAAAGAAGACAUGCUGAAAAUUCAGGUAUGCCACGAAGCCAAAGUGGUCGAUGUGAAGUGCAAAUUAUGGGACAAAUUAAUACCGGGCAUCAACAACAUCCAAGUGCUUAUACACUUCAUCAAACUGGUAGACAUACGCCCUCGCUUACACCCAGCCCAUGUGGUAGACAUCAACCACCGGCAAGUCCUUGUUGGGAUACUAGUUCUCAAGAGAGUGGAUCUAGUAUUCAUUAUUAUAAUCCUCAGGAAACUUUGUGUGGUCUUCGACAAGAAACUCCACCACGAGAUCAUCACAGAACACCGUGUACAUCACCAUCAACUCCUCAUAAUCUACAAACUCCACUGACUCAUAGUUGGGGUAAUAGUUCACAAUUAAGUUCAGGUGGACGUAGUCGUAGUUCUGGUAAAAAGGUACCGCCUGAAGUACCCAAGAGAACAUCAUCGAUAAGCUCAAGAUCUAUGGAACAGCGUCACAAUGGUUUAAGUAAGAGCGUUGAAAAUGGUAGCUUGAGUUCAGUACAAAGUUCAGGAAGCGAUUCUACUAACUGCGAAAGCUCUGAGGGUGAUGCUCAACGUGGAUCGCCCAUUUGGAAGCAUAAAGGAAUCUCAAGUUCACCAGAGCAUCAAGAUUGUGGACAUACUACGGAGAAUAACAGUCUGAUUAAUAAUACUAAAGAUUUAAGUCACUCGCAUGCCAGCUCGGGUUAUCAAUUACCUAUGAUAGAUCACGCAGAAACAAUACCUCAAGCUAGUUACAAAGUAUCGGAAACUGUCAGGAAACGACAGUAUCGUGUUGGAUUAAACUUGUUCAAUAAAAAACCUGAACGUGGCAUUACUUAUUUAAUAAGACGUGGGUUCUUAGAAAAUAGUCCUCAAGGAGUUGCUAGAUUUUUGAUCAGCAGAAAAGGAUUGUCUAAACAAAUGAUUGGAGAAUAUUUGGGCAAUUUGCAAAAUACAUUUAAUAUGGCUGUUUUAGAGUGUUUUGCUCAUGAGUUAGACCUCGCUGGAAUGCAAGUGGAUGUGGCUUUGAGAAAAUUCCAAGCAUACUUCCGUAUGCCGGGUGAGGCCCAAAAAAUAGAAAGAUUGAUGGAAGUAUUUAGUACACGUUACUGCCAGUGUAAUCCAGAUGUUAUAUCAAGACUAAGAUCACCUGACACUGUCUUUGUAUUGGCAUUCGCAAUAAUAAUGCUCAAUACAGAUUUACACACACCAAAUUUAAAACCCGAACGCAGAAUGAGAUUGGACGAUUUCGUUAAAAAUCUUCGUGGUAUUGAUGACUGCGGUGAUAUUGAUAAAGAUAUUUUAGUUGGUAUAUAUGAUCGUGUGAAAGCUAACGAAUUCAAACCGGGAUCGGAUCACGUCACACAAGUAAUGAAAGUUCAAGCAACUAUUGUUGGAAAGAAACCCAAUAUGGCAUUACCGCAUCGCAGACUUGUUUGCUACUGCAGACUCUAUGAAAUUCCUGAUAUACAUAAGAAAGAACGACCGGGAGUUCAUCAACGAGAAGUUUUUCUUUUCAAUGAUCUUCUUGUUGUUACUAAAAUUCUCAGUAAAAAGAAAAGCAGCGUUACCUACACUUUUAGACAAAGUUUUCCUCUUUGCGGUAUGGUCGUUACGCUUUUUGAAGUUCCACAUUAUCCAUACGGUAUAAGAUUAUCACAGCGUGUCGAUGGUAAAGUACUAGUCACAUUUAAUGCAAGAAAUGAACAUGACCGUUGUAAAUUUGCUGAAGAUCUACGAGAAUCAAUAAGCGAAAUGGAUGAAAUGGAAACACUGAGAAUUGAAACAGAAUUAGAACGACAAAAAAGUAGUCGCGGUGCUCGUGGUAGUUCAGAAAAUCGUGAUUCUGGUGUUGCUGACGUUGAAGUUUGUCCCUAUCCAGGACCGUGCUCUGAAAGACAAGAAGCUGCGGAUUUAGAUCCUCAAUUAAAAAGAUCAGCACUCAGCAAUUCAUUGCUUGACAUUCACGAACAAUUUGCCGGUGAAAAACCUCAAAGGCGCGGUAGUGUUGGCUCACUCGACAGCGGCAUGUCAAUAUCCUUUCAGUCAACAUCAGCGAGUUCAAUGAGCCAAGGCGUUAAACAUUCAGGACAAAUUCAUCCUGUACAUCCAGGAGCAACAAUACCAGGAGGUGGUAAAGGACUUUCACAACAACCCUCUUUUUUAGGCGGAUUAUUUCAUAAACGCGAACGUAAAUUAUCACAAUGUGACGAUAAUGGUCCCUAUAGUCGCACCACUGAAGUUUAAAUUCUGUCAAUUAUAUAAAUAAAUGAGUAAAUAUAAAUAUAAAUAUAUAAAUAUAAAUACAUCGUCAUCACAUUUUGAGCUAGUGAAUUGAUAAUAAAAUAACAAAUUAUUAAUUAAAUUAAAUACCCAACUAAUUUAAAGUCUUGAUAUUGAUUUAAACUGAGAGCUAAAGUAAAUUUCCCAGUCCGACGGUUAAAUUUAAUCGACUACGGACCGUUUAAAUAUCAAUUAACAUCUACGAGUUCUUGGAAAACUUUUAUUAAAUCACGGCAACUUGUUUAUCAUUAUCAUUAUUAUUACAUUAGAGUAAAGAAAAAAAAAUUUAAUAUUAAAAAGAAAAAAAAGUUUAAUUGGGCAGGAUCCAAUUUAGAUACAUUUCAUUUUUCCCGCGUUUUUUAUUAAAUUAAAAUAAUUUGUUUAGCUUGUGUAUAUUGGCCUAAUAAUUUGGCUUUUCGUACGUACAUUUAAUAAUUAAACAUGUAGAUAAUUUAUAAAAGUAAAAAGCGUAUGCUUAUUAAUAAAAUUAAUUUAUAAUUAAUGUAAUUAAUUUUAAAUUAAUUGAAUUUGUUUGAUAAUUGAGCAUUUUAUAUUAUUAAACUAUUAAUUUUGUAAAUAAUUUUGGCAAUGGUUCAUUGUCUCUUUUACUAAACAAGAAAAUAAUAAUUGUAAUUUCUAAUGAUUAGUGAUUGAUUAAUUGAAAAUGUUUUUUUGUAAAUAGAAUAGCAAUAGAUCACGAUAUCAUUGGGUACUGGGCCAAAAUAUUUUUCAGUCAUUAGAACUUCUUUUUUUUAAUUUUGUUUAUCAUUAAAUGCAUGACAAUAUUUAUUAAAAUUUUAUUGUAAUUGUCUUGUUUAUUUAAAAAUAAUCAUUGUAAUUACAUAAUUAAUUUAAUUUAAAACAAACAGACAAAAAAAUUUAUUAUAAAAUAUUAAUUAAUAUUAGUAAUUAUUUGUGUGUAAUGUAGGCACUGAGAAUUGUCAGUUUAAUUUUAUUUUAAUCUGAUUUAAAUUUUAAAUUUGAUAGUAAUUAAUUAUUAACUAAUUAUUGCUGUGUAAAUAAUUAAAUAUUAUUUUAAAUUGAAAUUAUUAAAAAACAAAUUUAAUUUUAAUUAAUAUAAAAAAAAUAAUGAUAAUGAUUUUACGAAAUUGUUAUUUUAUUUAUGGAGAUAAUGAAUUAACGAUUGAAAUUUAUUUAUUUUAUUUUUUAAAAUUUUUAUAUAAAUUAUAAUAAUUAUAUUAAUUAAUCGGGUAAUUGGGUAAUUAAUAUAAGUUAAUAAUUAAAUAUAUAAAUUUCAAUCGUACGUCCGUGAACUCUAGUCCUUGUCAAUACAGUCUAAUAUUUUAUUAUAAUUAUUAUUU
Messenger RNA from Microplitis demolitor, 5105 nucleotides. RefSeq names its product IQ motif and SEC7 domain-containing protein 1 (gene siz). NCBI's taxonomy places the organism in Eukaryota, Metazoa, Arthropoda, Insecta, Hymenoptera, Braconidae. The transcript has 8 exons. Gene Ontology annotation, molecular function: guanyl-nucleotide exchange factor activity. The record is from RefSeq and is a predicted model, not a curated record. Bases 535 to 3747 code for a protein of 1070 amino acids. Gene Ontology annotation, biological process: regulation of ARF protein signal transduction; actin cytoskeleton organization.